UUUAGGUUGUAACUCCACGCCAUUACAACAAUUCCAUCAACAAAGAGAAAGUCGUGAACAGCCAAUAGGGUCGAGGGGUUGAAAACGAGCCAAUCACGAUGGAAUCCACUCGCACCCAAAUUCUUCAUAGGGAUGGUGCUCUGGCUCAAGCCUGGAAGAAAACCGUGGAGCGGACCAUAGUGACAGACCACGUCAGAAUAACGUCUGUAUUUCUCGUUGGGAUAUCUCUCUCUGUUCCGCGGUACAUUGAGCAACAAUUAAACAGAUUGUCAGCGGUGUCUGUCAGUGCUGUUUUACAGACAAGUUCAUCAGUUCAGAGCGCACUGACUAGAGACAAACUGCAACAAGGAGUAGAUGUUGGAAGGAACUUUGAAUCUUUUCUGGAGUUGCCUGCCUGCAUUGAAACUGUAUUGACUGUAGUGAACUAACCGCCGCGUGAGCCAGAACCUUGGAGAUAGGACGGUAGGCACGAGGCACCGGGAGACAGGCAACAGACAUGAUGACGGAUAUCACCGGUGCAGAUUUUGAGAUCGACGUGGAGAGUCUGGAGACCGAAAGUGACGACCAGGACCAGCCGGACUACAGCUCCUCUCUGUCCUGCGCAGGAGACAACGAGCCGCGGGCCAAGGUAGAUGACAAUCCGGGCACCGCCAGCCAGGGGUCCGGUGAACAGCGGAAGCUAAGCCGGACUCCGAAGUGUGCCCGCUGCAGAAACCACGGAGUGGUGUCUUGUCUGAAGGGGCAUAAGCGGUUCUGCCGCUGGAGGGACUGCCAGUGUGCCAACUGUCUUCUGGUGGUGGAGAGACAGCGGGUCAUGGCGGCUCAGGUGGCACUACGGAGACAACAAGCUACAGAGGAUAAAAAGGGAAUUUGUGGGAAGCAGAUUCCAGCAGAGAGAAGAGCUAUUUACCAGAGACACAUCAGACCAUCAACGAUGCUGGCUAAGAGCAUUCUGGAAGGAUACCGUCCGGUGCAGGGUGACCCGUACCUGGGGGCCAGCCCGUCCCUCCCGCCCCCCCUCAGCGACAGGAUGAGGAAGAGGAGAGCGUUUGCUGACAAAGAGCUGGAGAGGAUCAUGCUGGAGAGAGAGUACAAGGAGAGAGAGCUGCUAGGACCCUCCCAGGCUGCUACAGCCUCUCUGCUCUUCCCCAACAGUCUGGUCCGGCAUGCUGCAGAGUACAAGUCCUAUAAGACAGCCCAGGAGGAGCCUCAGCACAACAACAAGGAACUCUGUCGCUUCCUGUCACCCAGCUGUGUGGACCUCUCCCUGAAAUAUGCCACCAGCCCCAGCAACAUGGAGCUCAUCUCCUCCAAUGUCUCCGUGGCGACCACCUACCGCCAGUACCCUCUGACCUCACAGCUGACCUCUCAGCGAGGGUUCAUGGUGUGGCCACGUGGCCCCUCCCUCCUGUACCAGCAGUGCCUGCGCAAUGCCACGGCCAUCCAGAACAUGAAGCCAGGUGCAGUCUGGGAUCCCAGGACGAUGGCCACUGCCGCAGAAAGCCUCCCACCCGACCACGAUGCCACGGCAACCACUGCCGUCACUGCCGCCAAGCUCGAGGGGUCGAGGGUCGCUGUGGGCCUCCCCGAGGGAUUUGACCCCCAGCAGCAGGACGGCCACGUCCAGUCCCAGGCCCCUCUCACCCAGGGGGGGCACCGCAAACGAUCAGCCUUCUCUCCCCCGAAGAGAGGCUUCGGACAGGCCUUCCCUCCAAGUACAUCUCACCCCCAGCCUCACCCUCACCACCCCAGCCACGAACAUGUCCUGAACAAGCUGAGCAAGGACAGCGCCAAACACACGCUAUCCAUGAAGCUCAACUCUUUUCACUCACUCAUCCAGCAGACACUGAGUGAGAAGGCUAGGGCCGGGACUGGAGAGAGAGAGAGGGCUGGGGUAGAGGUAGGAGCUGGGGCUGGGGAGAGAGCUGGGACCGGGGUCGAGCUCCGGGGCCCCUACUGUAACGAACUGCUGGAGGAUGCAGCCAAAAAGUACCGUGAAGGACCUUCUAAGGACUUCUACAGUUUCAAAGGCUCUAAUAGAUACAGCAAGGAGUUCCUGUCUAAGUCAGCCGGGACGAAGGUCGUGUCCAGCCAGUCUCUAUCCUUCUCUGUGGAGGCCAUUUUGAAUAGGCCAUCACCGGCUAUGAACAGAGCAUCACACUAACUGUAUGAACAGAGCUUCACAGUAAUAACAGUCAUGUUUACCAGGAACGGACUGGGACCAAAAAUCAACUCUCUAUUUUGUUUUUCCUUGAGACCUCCAUUAUCGGCUAAAUAAUGAUGAUUCUGCACAAACCCCUCAGUUAAGUCUGGUCCACUGGCUUGAAAUGGACCAAACCAUUCUGACAUUGGACCAACUGCCCUAUGACAUAUCCGUUUCUGUCUCCUCUGAACUAUGUAGUGCUCUCUCAGACCAUCUACUGUCCAAGGAUUUGAUCUGGCAAUUGUUUUAACUGGACUUCCAUUGCACAGACACACACAGACACACACACACACACACACACACACACACACACACACACACACACACACACACACACACACACACACACACACACACACACACACACACACACACACACACACACACACACACAGACACUCCAUUAGAUGCAGAAGUCUGUCACUGUACUUGUUGCUGUAGUUGGUCUAUUUUGUUAUUCUUUUUAAAUGAGCACUGCCUCUCAGUACCGAUAUACUUCAAGCAGUAAUGUAAAUGUUUAUAUGCAUAUUAUAUUUUAAAUGAGCAUGUUGUAAAUCUCUUUAUGGUGUAGAUUAUUUAAAUGUAUCACUAAUGUGUCAAUAAACUUUAUAAAUGAUC
This is a messenger RNA of Oncorhynchus kisutch (coho salmon), 2821 nucleotides long. RefSeq names its product doublesex- and mab-3-related transcription factor 2-like. Lineage: Eukaryota; Metazoa; Chordata; Actinopteri; Salmoniformes; Salmonidae. Gene Ontology annotation, cellular component: nucleus. Gene Ontology annotation, molecular function: RNA polymerase II cis-regulatory region sequence-specific DNA binding; DNA-binding transcription factor activity, RNA polymerase II-specific. Bases 497 to 2164 code for a protein of 555 amino acids. The transcript is spliced from 4 exons. Gene Ontology annotation, biological process: regulation of transcription by RNA polymerase II; sex differentiation. The record is from RefSeq and is a predicted model, not a curated record.